Messenger RNA from Eucalyptus grandis, 657 nucleotides. RefSeq lists its product as uncharacterized. The transcript has a single exon. NCBI's taxonomy places the organism in Eukaryota, Viridiplantae, Streptophyta, Magnoliopsida, Myrtales, Myrtaceae. The coding region runs from base 1 to 657 and encodes 218 amino acids. The record is from RefSeq and is a predicted model, not a curated record. Gene Ontology annotation, molecular function: nucleic acid binding; RNA-DNA hybrid ribonuclease activity.
AUGCGCAACAGCUGGAUUUUUCGCCACAGACCACCGGAUCCCCAUCAAGCAGUGGACGACGCCCUUGCACUGUCCAGCCUCCGAUCUUCUUCAGAUGCGAGCAGAUCCAGAACAAGGGAGGCUACUGCUGAUGCCGUCCAUCUGUGGAAACCUCCAGCACGCGACUUCCUCAAAUGCAAUAUCGACGGAUCUUACUACCCAGGUAGCCAAGAAGGAACGAUGGCAUGUGUUAGUCGAAAUCAUCAGGGUAUUCUAACAGAUGUCUACACCAAGCGAUUUCCAGCCGCCUCAGCGUUUCAAUCGGAAGUUCAAGCGCUCACCUUCACUCUGCAUCAUUUGAGGAAUCAAGGCAUCAACACAGGAAAUAUAGUAAUCGAAUCUGACUGUCAAAUCUUGAUCGAUACAGUCCACGGGAAGAAGACGCCACCAUGGGAAGAAAGAAUGCUCUUCAAUGAAAUUUCAGCUCUGCUCCCCGAAUACCCUAGCGUGCGUCUGCAGUUCUGUCGUAGGGAGGCCAAUGGAGCAGCCGACUGGGCCGCCAAGGCCCAUGGUAGACUUGACCUAGCUCAUAAUUGGAACAUCUUUACUCCUUACAUUUUGCAGGAUCUUGUUGCUGCUGAUGCAAUAGUAUCUGGAUGUACUUUGACGAAUGCAUAA